Molecule: messenger RNA, 2433 nt
Organism: Saccharomyces paradoxus
Lineage: Eukaryota; Fungi; Ascomycota; Saccharomycetes; Saccharomycetales; Saccharomycetaceae
Gene: TRE2
Product: putative zinc metalloprotease
Exons: 1
Coding region: 1-2433 (810 amino acids)
Molecular function (GO): carboxypeptidase activity
Source: RefSeq, a predicted model, not a curated record
AUGAGGGGCAGUUAUCAACCAGUGCCAAGUACAAACCUUGAACAUGAAAAUACUAUACCCACUGCAUCUUCGUCGCAUACCCUGUUAAUGAAUCAACAUUUUGAUGAUUCUCUUCCUGAUUCUAACAAUAAUAGCAUAGACACUAGUACUACGCCUCCAACUGAACCACCUUCUUAUGAAUUUGAUAUAGAGGACCCACGCAAUGAUAUUCACAAAAGAACACAUCUACAGAGGGUUUCUAUUGGAUUCCAGGAAAAGAUCCUGGAACCUUUAAUGGAAAAUAUUAUUCAUCCGUUCUUCCAAAUAUCAAAGUUCAUCCAAGACAAAGCAGACUAUUACUUAAGUAAAAUCGGAAAUCCCUUCAUACUUCGAAGAUUCUUUUACAUCAUUUUGAUGUCAUUUGUUGCAUAUUAUGUCUUGUCAAGUGGCUAUUUGCUCAACGAAAAGGCAUCGGGAUCUAAAGGGAUGUUUUCUCAACACGAUAUACUUUUCGAAUAUGCCAAGAAAUCCGUGGAUUUGGCUAAGUUUGAGAGAGAUUUGGAAUAUAUUAGUAGCAUGCCCCAUGGAUCCGGAACGAAGGGUGAUUCAGCAAUUACUCGAUACAUUCAGGACUCUUUUGACAAUAAUGGGUUGAAAUUAGUAAGGGAAAUGGGAUACCUGGUUUAUUCUAAUUAUCCAGGCAAUGUAUCAAUCUCAUAUUAUGAUAACGAAAAUGAAAAGCACGAUUUAAAACUUUCCACGGAAAAUUUUAAUCCAUUAAGCUCGAAUGGGAAAUUGUCCAAAGUAAGCUUAAUUUACGCAGGCAAGGGUACAACAAACGAUUUACAAAAUUUAAAAGAUUCAAAAACGAUAGAAGAUGGAAAAGACUAUGUGCUUUUACUACAAUAUGAUAAAUUAGUAAGUCAGCAAGUACUACUUGCUGAGAAAUUUGGAGCUAAAGCUGUGAUCUUCAUAUCUGAACCAUAUGGUGAAAAUAUAGACGUUGUUCAAUCUAAGCCUGUAGGAUUGCCACAAUAUUCAACUGGUGAUGCGUCAACACUAAAUCGGUUUGGCUCUGUUGUAGAAGAAAAGGACCUUGAAUUUUGGCGUUUAGCUCAUAUUCCAACUAUCCCGAUCUCCAGGCGGCAAGGGCAAGAGCUACUAUCGCGUUUAUCUUCUGGCGGAAUAACAGUUGAUGGUGGCAAUAACGAUCAUAUUCAUAGUGGGAAAAUGGGUGACGUAUUGGUCGAUUUAGAUUUGCAAACCAAUGUCAGGGAAAAGCAUUUCGUCCCUAAUGUUGUUGGUAAAAUUGAAGGGAGAGAACAAUCCGACAAGGCCAUAAUAAUUGCUGCAUCAAGAAAUUCCAUUAAUUUUGGAACCACCUAUCCCAAUUUUGGUACAGCUGCAUUAUUAUCUAUAGUACAAUUAUUUCAAGAGGUAAAAUAUAAGUUUGGUUGGAAACCAUUGAGAAAUAUCUAUUUUAUCUCUUUUGGUGGUUCUGAGUUCAAUUAUGCUGGAUCUUCUGAGCUCGUUGAGCAAAGGCUAACUCCAUUGAAAGACGAAAUUUAUUCUUUGAUUGAUAUUAGUCAGUUAGGCAUACCCCCUAGUGAAAAAUAUGAAAAUGGUAAAACGGGGGGAAAAUUGAGCAUUGAGACUCAUCCUUUAUUAAAGAAGUUUUUCAGGAACAGAAAUGCGCAUUUAAACUUUGAUAUAUCCGUAGAUAACGUACACCACUAUGGUGACUGGACCCCAUUUCUAGCAAAUGGCAUUCCUGUGUCUGUAAUAUCUUCCGAUUCUACGAGGAACCGUAUCACCCCAUCUGAAACUUCUGAGGAUAAAUUUGAACUUGUUGAAAAGAUGCUGGAAAGCGAACAGAACCAACAAACUGUCAAGAAUUUGCUUCUAUAUCUUUUGCAUAUUAGUAUGGAAUUGAUUGAUGAUCCGUUACUUCAUUUUGAUAUAAUAAAUUAUGUUGAAGAUAUCGAUGAACGAUUACAAAGAUUAGAGCAAGCAUAUCCUGAGAAACUAAAUUUCACAUCAGUAAUUAAAGGCUUAUUAUUUUGGAAGAAAAUCGGUAACGAAUGGACGUCAUGGACUCAAGGUUGGGAGAACAUAGUAUGGUCACAUGGAGAUGGUAUAGAGCCCUCCUUACUUUCAAUCAAUAGAUGGACGUGGAAUAAAAAAUUGACUAAUAUUGGUAGAAGAACAUGCUCUCCGGCAGGUAUACCUAAUAGAUCAUUUUAUAAGAACAUUUUAUUUGGACCAACGCUGAUACAGGAAGAUAGAUCUAAGAAUGGUGAGGAUGUAGAUUUUUGGACAUUUCCAGGAGUAAUGGAUGCAAUUUAUGAUGAUGACUGGAAGAGGGCGCAAGAACAAAUCGACCUCAUUGGCAAGGUACUCCAUCAGUCAGCUGCAUUGUUUGUCGAGGAGACUAAUGAUAUCGGGUACAAAUAA